ACAUUAUUCAUUGUCAUCACCUCAAUGCACCCAUUUCAGGAAUCUACUAGCCAUGGAGUUGGAGUUGCAACUGGAGACCAAGCUUAGCCAGAAGCCUAAUCUGGAGCCAAAUGACACCACUGCACUCACUAAAGAGCAACAAGAUAAACUCAACCAGCACAAGGUAACAUCAAGAAUUGAGAACGAGUACUAUCUAAGAAAGCAUCCGGAACUGUCAGUAUUGAUCUCAAACUUUGUCAGUGAGGUCUUACUAACUCGUCCUGCCAAGAUCAGAGAAUUUGCUGCAGAAUAUUUCACUGAUCCCGAACUAUCAGAGAAACACAAGAUUCAAUAAUGACAGCAUUCAUGUACACCAUUUGAGGGCCUAUACUACAUGUACUUCAGAGAAAUUAAGAAUACAAAACAAAAGAGCAGAGCAUGAAAACUUGUACUGGUUUAGCUGUAUAUAUGCUACUGUUGUUUGUUGUAUAGUUAAAAAACUGUUUCUUUUAUUAUCUGUUCUGCACAUAAUUA
Halichondria panicea is the source of this 513-nucleotide messenger RNA. Its product is annotated as RIIa domain-containing protein 1-like. The record is from RefSeq and is a predicted model, not a curated record. Lineage: Eukaryota; Metazoa; Porifera; Demospongiae; Suberitida; Halichondriidae. The transcript is spliced from 4 exons. Bases 53 to 334 code for a protein of 93 amino acids.